GUUCUGGUUGUAUUUCAAAGUUUACACUUGAAAAUAUGAGUUUGAUGAAGUUAGAAGCACACUUUAAUGGUCGGAUUGUAUAAUUUUGAAUUUGUCUGUGGGAUCGAUGGAUAAUGUCUGUGGCCAGACGGUUUAGGUUAUACCAUUUAUAUAUGAUUUGAUUUGAUUUGUCCGUAGUUUGUUUUCUGUAUUUAAAAUGAUUUGAUUUGUCCGUAGUUUGUGAAGAGUUGUUUGUCUUCCUUUGAUGAAGUCAUUAGUGUGUAAGAAUUGUGUGUAAGUCAUUAGUGUGUAAAAAUUAUGACUUCAUUUGUGUUUUUCGUAGGAUGAAGCAUCAAUUACUGGUUAAUGUUAAGUCCCAUUUCCCAACCCAAUAUUCUCAGGCCACAUAUUUUGGAAAAUUAAGAAACUUGUUGGACUCCAUGUCCAUCAGUCAACGGGAGGUGUUCAAGAAGCUUCCAUGGGGUCAUUUUGCUAAGAUUCCGGAAUUCCAACUUUCCGGGCAGAUUGUUCAUAUGUUGUUGUUAUGGCUGGUUCGACAACAACCUGUGGAUAAGCUAUGGUUUUCCAUAAGAGGGAAGAUUUUUAAGUUCAUGUUUAAAGAUUUCUGUGAAAUAAUCAACCUGUCGGCGUACACCAUCAAACCCACUUUUGUUAAAAAAAAUGAGAAAGGUAGUGUGGCAAAUAUCUUUUUUAAAGGAAACAAGCGUGUGUCGUACCAAGAGUUGAAGGAUGCAAUAGAGGCAGUCAAUCCAAAGAAGAGGAUUGACACGUUAGCUUUUGUGAAGUUGACUUCCCUUUUCGUGGUUGAUGGUGUGUUGUUGACUAGAGACCACGACACAAAGAUCAAUGCUGAUCAUUUUGAUUGGGUUGAAGACUUUGAGAACUUCCAAAAAUAUCCUUGCGCACUCGAGUCUUAUAACCUUAUGGUUAGCAAUUUGAAGUCGUUGAUACGUGGUCAACCAGAGAAGUUUGAAGCUGUGUUAGCUAAGAAUCCUGGCUACAAGAAUGCUAAGUUCACGGUUUGGUCUUUACCGCACGUGUUGCAGGGUGGUUUUAACUAAGUUUGGGCGUAUGAGAAAAUCCCUGGACUUGCAGGAAAAUGCGGCGAAAAAGUGAAAUCUGAACAAGCUAGCAUUUUGAAUUGAAAAGCUGUUGGGUUCUUCCAUUAUUCUUCUUUGAAUGAACUAGUAUUGACCGAUGAGCCUUUAGAAGAAACGGUAAGUGUUAAUUUUAUUUUUGAAUAAUAUGCAUGAGGUCGUAUUAGUAUUACAACUUUGAGUCUAUUUAAUUAACAUGGAUUGUAGGAUGAUGAGAAGGAUGGUGAAGAAGAUGAUGAAGAAGAAGGUGAUAAUGAAGAAGAAGGUGCAAUGGAAAAUAAGGAUGUCAAACUUUUUUGCAAAUGGAAGGUGCUGGAAGAGCUUUCAAAAACAAGGGAUAUGUAUUAUAAUUGUUAGUGAACAAAUAACAUGAUUAACAAUAUUUUAUGUAUAUACUGUCUGUCAUAUAAUUCUUCACAUAUCUACCUUUCUGUCCUUUUUUAUUCAUUUCUUAUUUAAUAAAAUAAGAUAUAUGUAAGAGAAGUAGUCAGUACUUCUACAAUCAAUGAAAAAUUAUACAAAUAGGACCAAAUCUAUUACUGACUACUUGGAUAGGAACUGGACAAUUGUAUUUGGUCAAAUAUCAAUAACAACAUGUACGACAAGUAGUCAUAUAAUGAUUUUCAAUAACUUAUACAGAUUUGUUGACAAUUUCAUAUGAGAAGUAGACAAUAAGAGAAGUAGAUAAUUUUAGUUGCAUAUUUCAUCAUGAUCUCCCAAAAUUGAAUCGAACAACUUACUUCACCAGACGGAAGAACAAUUUCAACGUUUUCAAUGUUUUGCGCCUUUGAUUUGUUAGGGCUCUUUGUUUCGAAAUCACUGUCUGAUUGGCCUUCUUCAACUUCUUCAUGUUUUUCAAUGUUUUCAGCCUCAGAUUUCUUCUUUCCCUUCGCCAUUUAUUCGUCUUUACUGACUCGUUCGUCGCCUGUAGUAAUCGUCUGGCGUUGCUCUAUGAAGGAGAAGGUGGAAGAUCGGAGAAGUGAUUUAUCCGUUGAGUUGCGGUUGAAGAAGGUGAAGGCGCAGGGAAGUUUUGGCGUGCGGGAAGUUUUAAUAUUUUUGGGUUGCGGGAAGUUUUAAUUGUUAGCCGCAGGGUGGUUACACGUGGCGCCAGAGUUUUAAAAUCAAGGUAAAAAUGGUCAAUUCGCAUGUACUUAUGUCCUACGGAUGAAUGCAGUCCUAAUUUUAGAAAUUUCUUAUGUUUGUGUCCUAUUUGUAAAAUUUUCCCAAAGAAAAACUGCCUGAUUUUUUUAAGUUAACUAUGAAGAUCGUUUCUAAAUGAACGGUGAAGAUUGAUUUGUAUCGCUAUUAAGUAUAUGGGAUAAGGGAUUAUUCAAGUCAAGCCUUUGCUUUUAAAAAAAAAUACAUAUUUAUGACUAUAAUAAAAGUUGUUUAUAAAAAUGUAUUACCUCCGUCCCACUAACAUUGGGACGGAUGGUGGCACGGUUAUUAAGAAAAAUGAUUUGUGUGGUUGAUAUUGAAUUAAUAAAGUAAGAAUGAUUAAGAGUCACACAAACUUUA
Cuscuta europaea is the source of this 2615-nucleotide messenger RNA. The record is from the annotation of a GenBank genome assembly. Lineage: Eukaryota; Viridiplantae; Streptophyta; Magnoliopsida; Solanales; Convolvulaceae.